This is a messenger RNA of Acaulospora colombiana, 1356 nucleotides long. Lineage: Eukaryota; Fungi; Glomeromycota; Glomeromycetes; Diversisporales; Acaulosporaceae. The record is from the annotation of a GenBank genome assembly.
AUGUCUCUGCCGAAUAAAGAUGAUCUCGCGAAAUACUUUCCUACGUCAUUUGGAAAAAAAUUCAAACCUCCUGUGGUGGUAGAUGAAUCGGUGGAGGAAGACGGGCAACCGGAUCCUCUAAGAUCCAUGCUACCCGCGUCAUUCGGCACGCAAAAAAAAAAGCACACCGCGGAAGAUAUCUUUUCGAAAACGAGAAGAAAGGAUGAUGAGAGUGUAACGGCGUUGGCUCUUGACCCGGCUGGUGCGCGACUUAUUACAGGAAGUUCUGAUUAUGAUGUGAAAUUCUGGGAUUUUGCGGGAAUGGACUCUUCGUUGCGCCCAUUCCGAACUAUAAAGCCUUGCGGAGAUCACAAGAUUCAUCACAUCGAAUAUAGUUUGAGUGGGGAUCAAUUCUUGAUUAUUUCCGGCUCAGCACAGGCAAAAAUUUAUGAUCGCGAUGGAUUUGAGAUCGAGGAGUACAUUAAAGGCGAUCCAUAUAUAAGAGACAUGAAGAAUACAAGUGGUCACAUAGCAUCAUUGACAUGCGGAGGUUGGCAUCCUAGCGAAAAGCAGACAUUCAUUACAGGUUCUACGGAUAGUACCAUUAGAAUAUGGGAUGUAGGGAGUAAACGUAAACAAAAGUACGUUCUUGUGCACAAAUCUAAAGAACGUGGUGGUCGAAGUGCCGUAACUGCAGCACGUUACAGCCCGGAUUCCAAAUUCAUUGCUGGUGUGUGGGAUAUACGGAAUUUCAAGUCUCCAGUAUCUCAGGCCAAAGAUUUGCCGGUAUUUGAUCCGGAGGCUAACGUAAUAUUUAGUCCUGAUGAGAAACUGAUUAUCACUGGAACUGCCGUUAAAAAAGGCGAGGGCUAUGGCAAACUUGUGAUGAUGGAUCGUAACUCGUUAGAGAUUGUUCGAACAAUGAGCAUCACACAGUCAAGUGUUAUCCGAGUGCUAUGGCACUCCCGCAUAAAUCAGAUUAUUACUGGAAGUGCCGAUGGAUCCGUUCAAGUGUUCUAUGAUCCGAAUACCAGUGUACGGGGCGCCAAACUUUGUGUCGUGAGAGAACCUAAGAAGCGAGCGAUUGACGAAUACGAAAUAAAUCGCCCAAUUAUUGCCCCACAUUCCCUGUCAUUAUUCAGGGAUGAUAGGCCCAAUGGACCUGGAAAGGGUGGUAAAAUUGGCAGUAGCUUGACGGAACACAUUAUGAAAGAAUUGAUCAAGGACACCACCAGGGAUGAGGAUCCGAGAAAAGCUCUAUUGAAAUUUGCACAAGUUUCUGAAGAUGAUCCACAGUGGAUUGGAAAAGCAUAUAAAAAGACACAACCAAAUCCCAUAUUGGCUGAUACCACGGGAGAGGAGGAAGAAGAAACCUAG